UUAAUUCAAAAAAUUUUUUUAUUUUUGGUUUAAUCGCCAAAGCAUCAGAAUUUUGUAAAUCAAUUCCUAUUUAUGCUAUGAUUAGGCCUAGAUCUGGUAAUUUCAUUUAUUCUAAUUACGAAAUUGAAACAAUGGAAGUGGAUAUUGAUGCUAUCCGGGCAUCCGGAUUAAAUGGUGUUGUCUUUGGUGCUAAUUUGGAUAAUUUAAAAUUAGAUGAAAGAGUGCUUGAAAGGUUAACUAAAAGAGCACAGGUGAGGAUGUGA
Meloidogyne enterolobii is the source of this 263-nucleotide messenger RNA. Lineage: Eukaryota; Metazoa; Nematoda; Chromadorea; Rhabditida; Meloidogynidae. The record is from the annotation of a GenBank genome assembly.